Molecule: messenger RNA, 1456 nt
Organism: Eimeria tenella
Lineage: Eukaryota; Apicomplexa; Conoidasida; Eucoccidiorida; Eimeriidae
Product: vacuolar proton-translocating ATPase subunit, putative
Exons: 2
Biological process (GO): vacuolar acidification; proton transmembrane transport
Cellular component (GO): vacuolar proton-transporting V-type ATPase complex; proton-transporting V-type ATPase, V0 domain
Molecular function (GO): proton-transporting ATPase activity, rotational mechanism; ATPase binding
Source: RefSeq, a predicted model, not a curated record
CAAGCCAGCCCAGGCCCUCGCGCCCUUUGUUGCUUUCGCUGCUGCGAGUUGCUGCCACGUCCCCACCCCUUGCAGCAGCAGCAGCAGCAGCCGAUCGCAGCAGGAGCCCACCCCAUCCCAGCAGCAGCAGCAGCAGCAGCAGCAGCAGCAGCCGAUCGCAGCCUUACUAGCAGCGCACCCCCGCAGCAGCAGCGGCCUCCGCGUCCUCCGCGGGAGCCUCCCUCCACCCGCACCCGCACCCCCGCAGCAGCAGCAGCAGCAGCAGCAGCAGCAGAAGAUGUCGACGCUGCGGAGCGAGCCGAUGGUGCGGGGCACCAUAGUGCUGCCGUCUUCGCUGCCGGUGGCCCACGAGCUGCUGGAGCGGCUGGGGCGGCUGGGGGCCGUGCAGUUCGUGGACAUGCAAGCAGCAGCACUUGCGAGGCCUUACAACAACUACAUUCAAAGAAUAGAAGAAAUGGAAAGAAUAAUAAGGUUUCUGCAGGAGGAGAUCCGCUGCCUGGAGGGCGGCCCGGGCGCAGCAGCAGCAGCAGCAGCAGCAGCAGCAGCAGCGCCGCAGGGCCUCGUCGUCGUGGCCCCCGACGGCGAACGCAGCUUCCUCGAUAAUGGACACGGCUACGUUUUGGACAAAGUGGAGGAAGCUUUGAACCGGCUGUACGGACAGUUCGUGCUCUUCAAGGGAAACAAUUCAAGUUUGCAAUCCGAGAAAAAUGCUGCUCUCGAGGAGCAGUGCGUGCUGCGGGUGGCGCUGCAGCAGCUGCAGGGCGGCGCUGCAGCAGCAGCAGCAGCAGCGCGCGCGCCCCCUGGCUCGCCGCCGCCCGAGGCCCUCUCCGACCUUGAGGACGGCGGCUCCAACUUGCUGCUGCUGCAGCAGCAGCAGCAGCAGCGCCAGCGCUCCUCCGAGGAAGACCUCGGACCCGGCAGCCUCGGCCGCAAAGCUGCAGCAACUGCUGCUGUGUCUGCUGUUGCUGGCGUCCUGCCAGCAGCGGAAAUCCCCCGCUUCCAGCGCACGCUCUUCCGUGCAACUCGCGGCAACGCCUUCUGCUUCUUCCAGUCCAUCGAGCUCCCCUUCUGCGACCCCAAGUCCGGACAGGAUAUUCAAAAAAGUGUUUUCGUUGUUUACCAUCAAGGAAGCACGCAGUCGCUGCUGCACGAGAAGAUCACCAAGGUCAGCAGCGUCUUCGGCGGCUGCUGCUACGAGUGGCCGCUCAGCCUCAAGCAGACGCAGGAGCGAUUGGAGGGUUUGGCAGAUGUCAUUAAAGACAAAGAAAAGGCGCUGGCCGCCUACGAACAUUACUUUUUGGGAGAAAUUUCCACUUUGCUGGAUGUUCCCAGAGAAGGCAGUUCUUCUUUGAUCGAAGAAUGGCGGAUGUUCUGCCAAAAGGAAAAAGCCAUUUACGCGGCCCUCAACUGCUUCGAAGGCAAGCCUCCCCAAUUGCGCAUCUACCUAGCUAAAUAG